AUGUCCGAGUCCAAGGGUCGCGUCUGUCUCGCCUAUUCCGGAGGUCUUGAUACCUCCACCAUCCUUUGCUGGUUGAUUGAGCAGGGCUACACCGUCGUCUGCUUCCUCGCCAAUGUCGGCCAGGAGGAGAACUGGGAUGAGGUCCGCGCCAAGGCCAAGAAGCUCGGUGCUGAGGAGAUGGUGAUCCUCGACCUCCAGCAGGAGUUCGUUGACCAAAUCGUCUUCCGUGCCAUCCAGUGCAAUGCCAUCUAUGAGGACCGUUACCUCCUUGGUACCUCCCUUGCCCGCCCCAUCAUUGCCCGUGCCCAGGUCCGCGUUGCCGAGGAGUAUAACUGCGAGUUUGUCUCCCACGGCUGCACUGGCAAGGGCAACGACCAGGUCCGCUUCGAGCUUGCCUUCAAGGCCUGCAACCCCGAGAUCAAGGUCAUUGCUCCCUGGAGACUUCCCGAGUUCUGCGCCCGCUUCCAGGGCCGUCAGGAUCUCCUCAAGUACGCCGCCGACAAGAACAUUCCCGUCUCCUCGACCCCCAAGGCCCCCUGGUCCAUGGAUGACAACCUCGUCCACUGCUCCUACGAGGCCGGUAUCCUUGAGGACCCCGACCACACUCCCCCCAAGGAGCUCUGGACCCGCACCGUUGACCCCCAGGACGCCCCCAACACUCCCCAGGAGUUCACCAUCCACUUCGAGAAGGGUAUCCCCGUCAAGGUCAUCGUUGAUGGCAAGGAGACCACUGGCUCCGUUGAGCUCUUCAAGCUCCUCAACAAGAUCGGCCACGACCACGGUGUCGGCCGUGUCGAUAUCGUUGAGAACCGUUUCAUCGGUCUCAAGUCCCGUGGCUGCUACGAUACCCCCGGUCUCACCAUUGCUCGCCUUGCUCAUCUUGAUCUUGAGGGUCUUGUUAUGGACUCCAAGGUCCGUGAGCUCCGUGAUCAGUUCGUCACCAUCUCUUGGGCUCGCCAGCUGUACAACGGCAUGUACUUCAGCCCUGAGCGCGAGUUCGUCGAGAACUCCAUCAUCUUCUCCCAGCAGAACGUUACUGGUGAGGUCCGCAUGAUGGCCUACAAGGGCGCUGCCUAUGUCCUCGGCCGCAAGUCCGAUGCCUCCAACCUCUACUCCGAGGCUGAUGCCUCCAUGGACUCCCUCGAGGGCUUCUCCCCCAUGGACACCACCGGUUUCAUCGAGAUUAACGCCAUCCGCCUCAAGAAGUACGGUCUCCAGAAGAUAAAGGAUGGCAAGCCCCUCACCCAGUCUUGA
This is a messenger RNA of Sordaria macrospora k-hell, 1254 nucleotides long. RefSeq lists its product as uncharacterized. Gene Ontology annotation, molecular function: argininosuccinate synthase activity; ATP binding. The record is from RefSeq and is a predicted model, not a curated record. NCBI's taxonomy places the organism in Eukaryota, Fungi, Ascomycota, Sordariomycetes, Sordariales, Sordariaceae. Gene Ontology annotation, biological process: urea cycle; L-arginine biosynthetic process. Gene Ontology annotation, cellular component: cytoplasm.